Molecule: messenger RNA, 429 nt
Organism: Paramuricea clavata
Lineage: Eukaryota; Metazoa; Cnidaria; Anthozoa; Malacalcyonacea; Plexauridae
Source: the annotation of a GenBank genome assembly
AUGGUUGCAGUGGUUGCAGUAGGUGCAUUGGGCACAGUGGGUGCAUUGGGCGCAGUGGGUGCAUUGGGCACAGUGGUUGCAGUAGGUGCAUUGGGCGCAGUGGGCGCAGUGGGUGCAUUGCUUGCAAUGGUUGCAAUGGUUGCAAUGGUUGCAGUGGUUGCAGUAGGUGCAUUGGGCGCAUUGGGCGCAGUGGUUGCAUUGCUUGCAAUGGUUGCAAUGGUUGCAGUGGUUGCAGUAGGUGCAUUGGGCGCAGUGGGUGCAUUGCUUGCAAUGGUUGCAAUGGUUGCAGUAGGUGCAUUGGGCGCAGUGGGUGCAUUGGGCGCAGUGGGUGCAUUGCUUGCAAUGGUUGCAAUGGUUGCAGUGGUUGCAGUAGGUGCAUUGGGUGCAAUUACAUGUCCUACAUGGGUUAAAUUAACUAUGGAUUAUUAA